AACUUCUAUCAGAAAUGUGAACAAACCCAGUUCGGGAGAACUGUUGCAGAAAAGACAUAGCAAUGUUUUCGGUAUUAUUAACAUUUGGUCUCAUUCCAGCUGUAUUGUCUACGACGACUCACCAUCCUCAUCACACAAGGCCGCAUGCGCACCAUCUUGUUAACGAAGGCUUUGCUUUUCAUUACGAUCAUACAACGCACAUCUUGGCCUUGACAAUCACUGGCCGCCAUCACUGUUAUCUCUAUGUGUUAUCUGCCAUUGAACAGCAAAGCGUCCAUACAAGUGCUGGUCUCCAUGCUAUUGAGAAAAAUAUGAUAGACCUUGUGGAUUCGCAUACAUCUACUGCAACCUUCAACUUCCAUGAUCUUAAUCAACUCAGCCACAAUCUACGUGUGUUUUGUGGGCAGGUCCCGGCAGUCAAACUAAACUAAAUGUGACAUUCAACAUUUAACAAAUGUGAUAGUUUUGUCAAAUAAAGUCUGCAUAUUCUU
Molecule: messenger RNA, 491 nt
Organism: Saccostrea cuccullata (small rock oyster)
Lineage: Eukaryota; Metazoa; Mollusca; Bivalvia; Ostreida; Ostreidae
Exons: 4
Coding region: 63-431 (122 amino acids)
Source: RefSeq, a predicted model, not a curated record